Messenger RNA from Anastrepha obliqua, 891 nucleotides. RefSeq lists its product as uncharacterized. The coding region runs from base 118 to 789 and encodes 223 amino acids. The transcript has 2 exons. Lineage: Eukaryota; Metazoa; Arthropoda; Insecta; Diptera; Tephritidae. The record is from RefSeq and is a predicted model, not a curated record.
ACGUAAUGUCCAUACGCGUCGAGCGCCUUGUUUUAGCUAUAAAAACAUUACGAAAAAUUGUUUUAACGCAUUCACGAAAUCUUCUAACAUAAACAUCGAGCUAGAAAUUUACGCAAAAUGAAUCGAUUCCUUUGCUUCUUUGCAGCUAUUCUGGUUGUUGCCAAUGGCUACGCUACUGGUGGAGGCGCGGGCGGUCAGUAUGGCUCCGGCGGUGGUGGUGGUGGAGGAAGCGUGAUCGCCGGACGUGCCUAUCAGAUUCAGCCAGCUGUUUCAGUGCAAACAGUCUCUGCGAUUGGUGGUGGUGGCGCUGCCUCAGGUGGUUACGGUGGCUCAUCAGGAGGCUAUGGUGGCUCUUCAGGAGGCUACGGUGGCUCAUCGGGCGGCUAUGGAGGCUCCUCUGUUGAUAUUAGGAGCUUGCUUGCCGCCCUUGGUGGUGAAAUCUCUGCGCAACAGGCGCUUAGACUCGUACAGUCACUGCCAUCCGCUGGACGCCCACUAGUUGACAUCACAGGCCUUAAAGCCAAUAGCGGCAAUAGUGGUUAUGGUGCUGGUAACGGAGGAAAUCUUGCUUAUGUUGUUAAAUCGAGUGGUGGCUCGUCUAAAAGUGCUCCUGCUCCAGCUUACAGCGCUCCUGCUCCUGUUGUUUACAACGCUCUUCCAGCUGCCCCAGCUGCAAGUGCUGGAUACGGAUCCUCAGCACCCGCUGCAGCUGAAAUUUCUUCCGCCGCUGCUGCUGGUAGCUACAUCUCAGAUGGGAGCGACAGUGCAGCACUCGCAGCUGGCUACUAAGCAAAAUUUGUGAUAUUAAAUAUAAUAUUUUCACUAAAUUAAAUGUUCGAGUUUGAAUACAGAAUAAAAUGUGAUAUUUCGAACAAAGAAAAAAACAAAAGA